Messenger RNA from Chelmon rostratus (copperband butterflyfish), 2558 nucleotides. It is a transcript of the gene poll, whose product is annotated as polymerase (DNA directed), lambda. NCBI's taxonomy places the organism in Eukaryota, Metazoa, Chordata, Actinopteri, Chaetodontiformes, Chaetodontidae. Bases 73 to 1773 code for a protein of 566 amino acids. The transcript has 9 exons. Gene Ontology annotation, molecular function: DNA binding; DNA-directed DNA polymerase activity. Gene Ontology annotation, cellular component: nucleus. Gene Ontology annotation, biological process: double-strand break repair via nonhomologous end joining. The record is from RefSeq and is a predicted model, not a curated record.
CGUUUUUAAUGGUUUCACUACGUAUGGUUCCGUCUGAACAGGGGCCACUGGCGUCCCCCUUCAAGAGACAAGAUGGAGCCUCGUCACGGGAUUAUGAAAGCCUUUCCCAAAGUUAAAAGAGCCAAAGUGUUUCAUGGAAAGGAUGCACCCCCAGCAAAGAAAAAGCCAGAUGAAUGUGAUGUUACAGGAAACACUUUUAAUGGUGUCACAGUGUACGUCCUGCCUGCUGGAAUAGGAAAUGCCAGAUACCAGAUCUUCCAGAGACAAAUUCAGCAGAAUGGAGGACAGACGGAGAGUUCACUGUGUCCCAGUGUCACUCAUGUUGUUGUGGAUGACAACAUGGACAUGGACAGGGCCCUGCGCUUACUGAAAGUGGAUUGUAUGCCCUCUGGAGUCCAGUUGGUGAAAUGCACUUGGUUGAGCCUGUGCAUCAGUGAGAAGCAACUACUGGAUGUUGAGAGCUACAGUCUUCUUUUACCCAAGAGGGAAUCUGGAACAGUGCAUGAAAAUAUUAGGGAAGAGCUGCCGAGUGUCAAAACUGCUGCAGAAACUAUUGUCGAGCCGGUGUCUGAUCAAACCAAGCAAGAGGAGGCUAUAGAUGUGACGCUCCCAGACACCAAGGAGGAAGUGCGAGGAGAGGAAGAUGGGGUGUCUCAGAAUGACCUGGAAGCUCUCAUCACUGGCCAGCACCCCAAAGGGGAGCCUCCUGGCCCCAGCCUCGACCCUGGUCCAGACUCUGCUCAGAAGGUGGUCUCGGGGAAGUGGGUCUGUGCCCAGUCCUCUCAGUCCAAAACUAAUAACUUCAACAAGCACAUCACAGACAAACUAGAAGUGCUGGCCAAGGCCUACACACACCAGGGGGACAAGUGGAGGGCGCUGGGCUACUCCAAGGCUGUCAACGCACUGAAGAGUUACCACAAGCCUGUUACAUCAUAUCAGGAGGCUUGUCAGAUCCCAGGAAUUGGAAAACGCAUGGCCGACAAAAUUGAUGAGAUCAUGGAGAGCGGUCACCUGCGGAAGCUAGAUCACAUAGGAGAGGCUGUGCCGGUGUUGGAGCUUUUUACUAACAUCUGGGGUGCAGGAGCUAAAACUGCACAGCUGUGGUACCAGCAGGGAUUUCGCACAUUAGAGGACAUCCGCACAAAGGCUCACCUAAGCAGCACUCAAAAGAUUGGACUCAAACACUACGAUGACUUUCUCGACCGGAUGCCCAGAGAAGAAGCAGCGGCCAUAGAGACAGUGGUAAGGGAUGCUGUCCAAGCCAUAGACCCACACCUGGUGGCCAUCGCGUGUGGCUCCUACCGUCGGGGAAAGGCCACAUGUGGAGAUGUUGACGUACUCAUAUCUCAUCCUGAUGGCAAGUCCCACAAGGGCAUUUUCAGCAAAGUGUUACAGAGCCUCCAUGACAGUGGGUUUUUGACGGACGACCUGGUGAGCCACGAGGAGAAUGGAGAGCAGAAGAAGUACAUGGGUGUGUGCCGUUUGCCAGGACCCGGCCAACGCCAUCGCAGGCUGGACAUCAUAGUGGUGCCCUACAAUGAGUUUGCCUGCGCGCUCAUGUAUUUCACUGGGUCGGCACACUUCAACCGUUCAAUGCGAGCCCUGGCAAAGACAAGAAGCAUGAGCUUAUCAGAACACUCGCUGAACCAAAAUGUGGUGCGUCAGGGUAGCUUGAAGGUGUAUGGUGGCACUCCACUCGCUACACCGACAGAGAAGGAUGUUUUCAGUCUUUUAGGCAUACCAUACAGACAGCCUCGUGAAAGGGACUGGUGAUGAUUUGCCAGUCUCUAAGCCAAUCACAAUGCCUUGUCUGGUUUAAUAGAAAAGUCAUGAUGAUUAUGAUGAUUAAUGUUGACAAUGGAAACUGCAGUUAUGCUCAAACAGCCAUAGCCAUUAAGAAUGUUUUACUGCUCCACAAAUAAUGUAAGAGCCCUGUUUGACUUGAAUGCUAAUUUUAUUUUACAGAUUUAAGGGUUGGAUCCAUUCAGAUCUCAAAAACAACAUAUUUUCUUUCCUAACUCUAGUUGUAUCUAUCCCUGCAGAUGGUGUGAGUGGAAUGUGCAAGGUUUGAGAUGCCUCUGAAAGCUCUGCUGCCAAACCAGUACAAUACAAUGAAUGGAAUUCUGUUGUUGGGUCCUGAGCCUUUAAGAAUUGCAUUUAAAAACUAUUUUUUUAAGGACAGUUUCUUCAGCAGAUGGUAGUUGGAUUAAGCUGAGCAACUAAGAACAUUGUUAAAAAAAUAUAUAUUUCUAUUAGGUUUUUGCAAAUGUCAGUUAGUGAAACCUGAUAUUUAGAAAGCUUAACAGCAAAUGUCAAUUUGCAAAACUUCCCUUUUGCACAACUGGCAGCAGUAAAUGUUUCAGCGGCAAAUAUCUCAAAACUUGAACAGGUCAAACCUAUCUGCAGGGUUAGAUUGUGCAAGAGGUAAGUGGACAAAUAUGUGAUUUUGUAAUCACAUAUGAUGAUGAGUGAACUGGCCCUUUAAAGACAUUUUGGUGUGGGAGAUGCUUGACACUAUAUUUUAUGACAGAUGAGUAAUGAAAAUAAAACAUACUAAA